AUGGAACGGCAAACGCUUGAUGCGUGCUCGUACACCGCGCCAAAGCUGGACCCCAUUCUCCAAACCUCUCGACGCGCUACAAGUGCAUCGACAACAGCAGCAGCCUACCAAGCCUAUUCCGAACAUCUCAACAUGCCUCGCAUUCUCAUCGUCGGUGGAGGCCCUGCAGGUAUCGCCGUGGCCCAGGCCCUGGCGGCCGAUCUCACGCCCAAGGAUGACACCGAAGUCGUCGUCCUGGAGAAGAGCAAGUAUUACUACCACGCUGUGGGCACGCCGCGUGCUGUUGUGGACGCAGACUACACGAAGAAGCUCUUUGUACCGUACGACAGCGUGAUUCCGCCGUCAGCCAAGGAUUUCGUCAAGAUCCAGCGCACCGUCGUGACGCGCAUCGUUCCGGGCGCCGAUGAGAUCGAGUACGCACCCAUCGGCGAGGACGGUGACAUGCUGGCAGGACCCGUUAAGAGCAUGCCGUACGACUACUUGGUCGUGGCCACGGGCAGCACGUACACAGUGCCCAUCAAGCAACCCAAGAACAACUUCAAGCGAUUCACCACGGAGGACAAGCUGGCCGAGGUGCGCGAGCAGGUCAAGGCCGCCAGCAGCGUGCUCAUUGUUGGUGGUGGUGCCGUGGGUGUCGAAGUAGCCGGCGAGAUCAAGGCCAAAUACCCGAACAAAACAGUGACGAUCCUCGAAGGAAAGGACAAGCUGGUAGCCAACGACGACGUGCGUGACAAGUUCCGCACUAAGCUGUCGACGUACCUCAAGCGUCUUGGUGUCAAGGUGGUGGUGGGUGAGCGUCUGACGGAACGUCUGUCAGGCAACAGCUUCGAGAAGCGCACACUGCGUACGAACAAGGGUACGGAGAUCGAAUCGGACGUGCAGCUACUGUGUGGCGGCUUCAGUCCCACGACGGAGCUGAUCCAGAAGCUGGACGCGAAUCUGGUCACUGCCGAGGGAUUCAUCAAGGUGAACAGCAAACUGCAGCUGGACGACAACCAGUAUUCCAACAUCUACGCGCUGGGCGACGCGAGCAACAGUCCGGCGCCCAAGCGCAUGUACUACGCUGGUCUACAGGGUAAGCACCUGGGCGCUGAGCUGGCGCUGGUGGCGCGCAAGACGCAGGCUAACGUGAGCAAGCCAUUUCCCAAGGUAGAGGUAGUGGGCACUAUGGUGCCGCUGGGCCCGAACGGGGGAGUGUCACAGCUGCCUGUCAUGGGCGGCGUGGUCAUGGGCAACCUCAUCACCAAGUCUAUCAAGUCCAAGGACUACUUUGCCGGCAUGGCUUGGAAAAACUUCGGCGCGGUCGUCAUAUCUUUGUAAUGCUAUUCAAUCUCAUUUCGCUUAAAAAUAACGCAAUACUGUCGUACUUUUGAAGGAGCCUA
Molecule: messenger RNA, 1382 nt
Organism: Phytophthora infestans T30-4
Lineage: Eukaryota; Oomycota; Peronosporomycetes; Peronosporales; Peronosporaceae
Product: pyridine nucleotide-disulfide oxidoreductase, putative
Exons: 2
Coding region: 1-1320 (439 amino acids)
Cellular component (GO): cytoplasm
Molecular function (GO): electron-transferring-flavoprotein dehydrogenase activity; flavin adenine dinucleotide binding
Source: RefSeq, a predicted model, not a curated record